UCUGUCACUAGUCAGUGCCUACCUACGUAAUUCUUUCGACAUUAGUUGCUGAAUAAUUAAUAUUUUUAUUUUCUCUCUUGCAAAUGUCCACAAAGCUGUUUACGUUAAUUGGAUUUGCGCAGAAAACUUAAAAGUGUAUACCACGUCAUACAAUAACGAGUUUCACAAUAGAAUACAGCGGGAAAACCGUAAAAUAACACGAAAAUGACGAUCGAAGGGAACAAGGACGAGGCUGACAAGUGCAUUGAUAUAGCUCAAAAUGCUUUUUCCGCUGGCGACACGGAGAAAGCUGAGAGAUUUUUGUUAAAAGCGGAGCGUUUGUACCCUUCAGCGCGGGCUAAGGAGUUGUUGACGCGCGUCCGAGCCGCUGGGUCGUCGGGAAAUGCAAGUAAACGGACACCACCGAGCACUCCGAGUUCUAGCACAGAGGAAAAUGUACGGAAGAGGAAGACCCCGUCCCACCAGCCCCCGCAGCGGGAGUAUACACAGGAGCAGUUGGAGGCCGUCCGACGCGUCAAUACUAAAUGCAAGGACUAUUACGAAAUACUCGGAGUAACAAAGGAAGCCACUGAUUCUGACAUCAAGAAGUCCUACAAGAAACUGGCGUUGCAGCUUCAUCCCGACAAGAACCAUGCGCCCGGCGCCGCUGAGGCCUUUAAGGCAAUCGGAAAUGCAGCAGCCAUCCUCACAGACCCUGAGAAGAGGAAGCAGUACGACCUGCGGGGCGAGGAGCCAGUCCAGCCCCAGCACACCCACCACCAGUAUUAUGCCAGAGGGUUCGAAUCGGAUCUCACAGCUGAGGAGCUCUUCAACAUGUUCUUUGGAGCGACCGCGUUCCCCGGCGGAGGCCCGACGGUGUACGCGCGACGACGGGCGCGCGAGCCCGAGCCGCGCGAGGCGCACGCGGGGCUCGUGCAGCUGCUGCCCGUGCUGGUGCUCGUGCUGCUCUCCAUGAUGUCGGGCUUCUUCAUCAGCGAGCCGGUGUUCAGCCUCACGCCCAGCUCCAAGUACCCGGUGCCUAGGGAGACUGUCAACUUGAAGGUCCCGUAUUAUGUGAAGGAGAAUUUCCACACGGAUUAUCAGGGCUCGCUGCGGCGUCUGGAAAUGGCCAUCGAGGAGGAAUAUAUUGUGGGACUACGGCACGCGUGCCAGCGCGAGCGCAACUACCGCGACAGCGCGGCGUGGAAGGCGCGAAACUUUGGCGACGCGAAACAGUACGCGGACGCGCAGCGCCUGCGCACGCCCAGCUGCGACAAGCUGCAUGAUUUGCGCGCCUAGACACCACGCAGCAGACGCGAGGAGCUGGCGACGGUAUCGACGGGGGUACUGUCGUUAAGGGCAUAAAGUCACCGGCGACGAUGUCACCAAGGGCAGAAGUCGUUGGGGACAACGUCGCCGGGGGCAUAGGUCGACGAGGGCAUAGUUGCCAAGGGAAACGCCACCGGGAAUUCUAUCAGUAGCAGCAAUAAAUCACGGGGGCACUAGUCACUAGGGGCGGGCAUGUUUGCUAAAUAUACUUUGUACACAAAUGAAUUGUUAAUAAAUAUAGUAUGUGGAUUAUAAUUAACCAUAUGGGAUGUUUCUGUAAGACACAGUGAAUACGUCGCUAUGGGCACUAAUCACCAGGGUCACUAGGGCACAGAGUCACCAGGGGCACUAAAUCACCAGGAUCUUUAGGGGCAUGGAAUCACAAGGGGCAUUAAAUUACCAGGGUCACUAGAAGAAUGGGAUCACCAGGUGCACUUAAUCGCCAGUGUUCCUAGGGGCAUGGUAUCACAAGGGGUAUUAAAUUACCAGGGUCAUUAGGGGCAUGGGGUCACCAGGGGCACUACACACCCGUCACAGGUUAAAACGUUGUCUAUGUUCAUAUUUUAUUAAUGUUAGGUUCCUGACGUAGUAUAAAAUAAAAUAUUUACAAUCAUAGACUUGCAUCUAAUCAGAACUGUAUUUUUUUUAAUGGGAUGAAAAUGGGACGGUAAUCCCACUUACGUUAUCGGUACACGCUGGUGGACCACCAGUGGGUGAUCCACCAGCAAUGAUAGGUGAGGAUCAAGUCAGUUGGCUCCUCGUGGCGAAUAAACCACGGUAGUUUCUUAGUGGUGGGUGGUGUUGGAGGGGUGAGGGGGGUAGGGGGUAGUUUGACUAAUUACAUAUAAUUAGCAAUGGAGCUACUGUACCGAAGUAUUGAAGUAUUAGCACUUCCCUCCACCUACUGCUAAUUAAGGAUAGACGAUUUAAAGAAUAUAUAGUUAUAAUAUCUAUAUAUUGGCGGGUAUAACAGAUAUUUCUGUUAUCCAAUAUGUAAUAUCGGAAUGAAGAAAACGUUUGAAGUGAAUAUAUAUAUAAGGAAAUAGGAAUCUUGGUUUGUAAAUUGAUAAAUGUAGUUAAUUUAUUUAUAGUAAACUGUUUCCUGUGGCUUUGUUCGUGUGAAUUGGUACAUAAAGUGUCCUAUGUGUUAAGUAAGGAUGUAACCUACUCGUGUACCAAAUUUAAUGCAAAUCCUCAAAUCCCGUAUCAAAAAUCACGCCCCAGAUCUUGAUACGGGCUAGAUACUCGAUAGAUAGAUACUCUUUAUUGUUCCCUCCAUAAGAUUACAAUAGUAAACUUAUUAUAGAUACAAACAAUUACAAGGAAAUAUUGCACUGAGAGAACAAUGGACGGCCUUAUCGCUGAGAGCGAUCUCUCGCAGGCAACCUUUGGAUUAGGUAUAAAUAAUAAUACAGUAUACAUUGCAUUGGUUGAAUUGACCACAUUACCUGAGUCCUCAGGAAUGGCAAUGCAUGGAGGUAUCAUGGGCAAAACAGUAUACUCUGUUAUGUCCAUGGUACUGCUCAUGUCUAUAGGCGACGGUUACCACUUUCCAUCAGGUGGGCCGUCAGCUAGUUUGCCAUUUUAAGUUGUAUAAAACAAUAAAAAUAACAAGUUUGGCACGAGGAUAGGUUACAUCCUAACUCAGUACACAGGAUACUUUAUGUACUGAGUCACACGAGUGAAGUCGCGAGAUACAACUAGUGUUUAUAUGAUUUGUUUUAUACGCUUAUUCAUAAUUUGUUGUGUACAUUUAUAAAUUAUUAUUUAUUAUAAUAGCCGUUGACUGUCCACUGCUGGACGUAAGCCUCCUCUUUGGGGUGCUUUGUAGUUGCCACGCUUGGCAGGCGGGUUGGCAACCGCAGUUAGGCUUUGGUGAUGUUUUAAGAGGGACGCUGCAACCCAUCCCUCGACUGUUGAGUUCUAAAUUUAUAAAUACUAUAGCAAUAUGUUUUGUUUUUUUUUUUUAAGUACACCCAGCAGCUCCAAAUUCCAAUUUAUUGUGGCCGAUUUUUUAAAUAAGUCAUUGCAUCGGCAGAACGAUUGCUUGUAAAUUUAUACAGAUAGAUGGAUAGAUAACCUUUAUCACCAGUAUUAAGAAAAUAAAAAAUUAAAACAACAAAAAGAAAAAAAGAACAAUUAAUGUUGCUGGUCGCUGGAGCCGCCUCAGCUGUUGCUAUAUAUAUGUACAGCUCCAGCGAGAUGUACUUAUAUAGCGCUGAUUUUCAGGCGGGCCCUUAAUUUAUUUACCUUUAGCAUGCGCGCGGGUCGCCAAUACCUAUUUCUCGGAUGGGAGACUCAACACGCUUACCAACAAAUACAUAAAACAUUACAACUAAUACAUAAAACAUUACAACAAAUACAUAAAACAUUACAAACAAAUACACAAAACAUUACAACAAAUACAUAAAACAUUACAUCAAAUACAUAAAACAUUACAACAAAUACAUAAAACAUUACAAACAAAUACACAAAACAUUACAACAAAUACAUAAAACAUUACAAACAAAUACACAAAACAUUACAACAAAUACAUAAAACAUUACAACAAAUACAUAAAACAUUACAAACAAAUACACAAAACAUUACAACAAAUACAUAAAACAUUACAAACAAAUACACAAAACAUUACAACAAAUACAUAAAACAUUACAACAAAUACAUAAAACAUUACAAACAAAUACACAAAACAUUACAACCAAAACCGAAAAGAACAAACUGAAUAAAUUGUCGCACCUCACAAUGACAGCAUUUUGAAAUUAUUUCAGUGAUUAACUAUUAAAUAGAUAGAUAGAUAGAUAGAUAAAUUAUUUGCAUCACUUACAGCACACAAAUAAUAGAUACUGGUACUUAUUUAAAGAAAUAAAAUAUAAGAUAUACAUAAAAAAAGAGGUUUUUUUUUUUUUAAUCAAAUUUUUGUCGAGGCUUUAGUACACCGGAGUGACUAUGCCAGCCUCAUAGAGAUUGUCUGAAAGUCAAUCUGUCAGUCCGUCAGGGACACCUCUACCCACGGAUAUAGUCGUCUUGCAUUGCGACUGCCAGGUUGACCCAGUAUUAAAUUGACAUUACCGUUAUGUAAUGGUAAAAAAAAAAUUAUAAAAUUAAAAUAAAAAAUGGUCAAAAGAGGUUACACAAUUUCUUGUGAGUGUGCCACAGUAACGCAAAAUGGUCACGACUCAGUUUAUUGCUUCGCCAUCAAAAGGGCGAAACGCUGUAACAAAUCGUAAAAUGUUAUGGUAUUUUUUUACAACCAACGCCCAUGACUGCAAGAAGGAAGUGCUUGACUUAUUUUUUUUUUCUUUUAUGUCAUCUCAUCUAUAAUAUAUCUGUUUCUUCUAUCUAAUCUGUAAGUUUCUAAACGAAUUUUUUUUUUUUUUUUUUGUAUCUGAAAGGAUAUACUUAUAGUUCCUGUAAAAAUUAUAUCAUAGCAUAUUCGGCAGUUUAGUUUUUAAAUAAAAAGUAACCGGUCUUUCUACAAUUAAAUUCGAGUUUUUUUUUUUUUUUUUUUUUUUUUUUUUUUGUGGAGUACUGUCUAAAUAAUUAUUGUUGCCAAGUAAAUUGGAAUGAUGUCAGAUUCAUUACAGACUCACAGCACUUGCUGGCUGGCAGAGAAUAAAAUGUGCCUAAUGUAUUUAAUAUCCAGGCACAACACGCUUUAACCGCUUAAAACUAGUUAUUGUUCCAAAUUUAAAAAUAACAAGAAUUUAUUUUGUUCAUAUUCUUGUCAAAUCAGCUUCGAGCUAAUAUAUUUUUUUUUUUUGUAAUAAAUGAUAAUAGAAUGGUAACCCCGCCUGCGCUAUCGGUAUACGCUGGCGGAGUACCAGGGACACAUGAUAGGUGAGGAUGUCGGCAGGUCAGCUCGUGACGAGUACACUAGGAAUUCAGCACGAUGGUUUCCAGGGGGGACCACGGGGUGGUCGAUCGAGCUUAUAUUGUGCAGUUGAAUGCCCUACUUUUCUAUCUCGCUCUAACAUGUGACUCAUUAUGUUCUUUUCUCUUUUACAUUACCAAUCUAUAUAUAGUUUGUAAUCUAAGAUUUAUGCCGUUGUUUAAAACAAUAUGGAUGGUACAAGUACUUUUUAAUUAAUUAAUAUAGAAAUAUAGACAGAUAAAUAAUUUAUUUGGAUUCCUCACAGCACACAAAUAACAACAGACAUGCACAGUGAAAAGAGAUAAAAGAAUGAAAAUAAAAAAAAAAGCAAAAUAUAUAAAAAAAAAAAACAAUUUCUUUAUUAUUUAUUGUACACAAACACAAUGUUAAGAAUAAUUCAUUUUAAACAUAAUGUAUUUUUUUUUUAUACAACUUAGAAUGGCAUGUUUACCAUGGUAUAAAGCCAGCUAGCCGCCAGCUUGUUAGCUGACGGCCCACUUGAUGGUAACUGGUAACCGUCGCGUAUAGACAUUCAUUCAGACAUUGUUUGCCAUUCUAAGUUGUAUAAAAAAGAAAAAUGUGGGACUCGAUGCCGGCGUGUCACUCCUCUGCCAGCCUCCACAAGACACGGGUUGAAGUUAUAGAUUGUGAAUAAGUUAUUUAUUAAAUUGUCAUUUUUUUAAUUCUUAGAUAUGUAUAUAGUUUAUUUAUUAACUUAAAAAUAAAAUGUUUAAAUGAAA
Messenger RNA from Galleria mellonella (greater wax moth), 5919 nucleotides. It is a transcript of the gene DnaJ-6, whose product is annotated as dnaJ homolog subfamily B member 14. The transcript is spliced from 6 exons. Gene Ontology annotation, biological process: cellular response to misfolded protein. The record is from RefSeq and is a predicted model, not a curated record. NCBI's taxonomy places the organism in Eukaryota, Metazoa, Arthropoda, Insecta, Lepidoptera, Pyralidae. The coding region runs from base 205 to 1278 and encodes 357 amino acids. Gene Ontology annotation, molecular function: Hsp70 protein binding. Gene Ontology annotation, cellular component: endoplasmic reticulum membrane.